Molecule: messenger RNA, 603 nt
Organism: Serendipita indica DSM 11827
Lineage: Eukaryota; Fungi; Basidiomycota; Agaricomycetes; Sebacinales; Serendipitaceae
Source: the annotation of a GenBank genome assembly
AUGUUCGGUCUUUUAAGCUCACGCCACUGGAACUCAGUGUCCACGGAUAUUUUCGACUUUCUCUCCAACGGCGCCAAGACAUUUGAAGAAAUCGAACUACAUUUCCGGUUGGCUACUAUGGCCGCACAGGGAGUAGACUGGUCACCCUUUGUUCGUCUCAGGUCACUGACACUCCCUAGUCUGUCGUACCUCGCAGACGCUUUGCCUUCCCUCGCGCAGCGGUGGGAGUCCAAGCGCCCUAAUGAUGGUAAAGAUACCUUUGAUAUCCCACGAGUUGCAAUCACCCUGAGUCUGAACGCAACUAGCGACACCGCAGAACUAGUCGCACGAAUCGAGCCUUACCGCUGGGUAAUCUCACACAUCUAUACUCUUGAGUCAUGGAAUUAUACCUCCGAGCGUCUUCUACGUGGUAUACGUGAUGCCGAUAAUCGAGAUGCCAGUGACCCAUUGCAGAAUCUCCGCCGGCGCCUUCGCUCAAAUGCAAACAUCUUCUUCGAUGUUAUAGAUAAGGUACCCCUGGUGGUUUUUGAUAGCGAUGGAAAGCCAGCGAGCUGUAAUGAAGCAAAGGAGCUUCGAGUCUUGACCUCGGAUAUCUCUUGGUAG